Messenger RNA from Haliotis rufescens (red abalone), 1208 nucleotides. RefSeq names its product cytochrome b5 domain-containing protein 1-like. The transcript has 4 exons. Bases 131 to 778 code for a protein of 215 amino acids. The record is from RefSeq and is a predicted model, not a curated record. NCBI's taxonomy places the organism in Eukaryota, Metazoa, Mollusca, Gastropoda, Lepetellida, Haliotidae.
UGCAGGAAUCCAUUACACAUUUCGUCAACUUCCGCUUCCGACAGCUUUGUUGAUAUUGGCAACAGGAUUCUUAUCGUUUUGUCCGAGUUUGAAAGCAAUGAAUUUGUAGAUCAUUUAUCAAACAAACACCAUGCCGAGACCCAAGUAUUUCACCUCCAAUGAAGUGUCUAUUCACAACACGAUAGAUGAUCUCUGGAUCUCAUUUUUGGGAAAAGUGUAUAAUUUGACUCCACUAUGUGAGGAAUACAAAGGUGAUGUUCUUCUAAAGCCAAUUAUUCAGUCAGCAGGAAAAGAUAUUUCACACUGGUUCAAUCCAAAACUCAAAGAUAUCCGCACCCACGUCGACCCUCUGACAGGCUGUGUGAUUCCCUACUGCCCUAACGGCAGGUUCGUACACAUCCCCCCGCCCUACCCUCACUCGGACUGGGCCAACGACUUCGGCCGACCGUGGUGGAAGGAUGAUUCCUAUUUGGUGGGAAUACUCUCCAAGAAGACGAGAUUUGUGAAAAUCAUCAACACUCUCACGUCACAAGAACAAGUUAUUGAAGUAUGUUCUGAAGAGAUUAUGACGGAGAUCCUGGAUCGCUACAUGAAGUACAACGGCCAUGCUGGCAGCUACACAUGGAAGUACGACGGCAGAAACCUGGACAUGAUGAAGACCCUGGAACAAAACAGCAUCCCCGACGAGGAUGAAGAGUUCUACAAGCUGAGCAUGAACGAUGACACAUUUCUUCAGGCAAUCCAUCUGUACUUCAAUGAUGACCUGACGGAGGCCUAGACAGAGAAUCUUUGUACAUCUGUUGUUCAACAUCCUCGUUGAUGAGAGCUGAGAUUUCACAUCUUAGUGUUCCAGAACCUCAUGGAUACAUUGUGGAUGUAGAGCCAAGUUAGGGUCUACUCAACAUCUUCUCAUCAAAACAUUGACAUAUAUAUCACAGAAUACCACUCCUUUCUGUGAGGAAAUCCAAAAUUUUAAACAUUCCUUUUGUGGAAUUGCAGCUUUUAAAUCUUUUUGUGUAUUAAUCUUAAUCAAUGAUUUCAUUGUAUGUUACUUUAUUUGUUAUUAAUGAUUUUAUUGUUGAAUACAACUAUUAAGUAGAUUGAUCCUGGAGAUGAGGUUGGUUUGUGUACAUACUACUUGAACUUUUGCUGAAAAUAUCUUAAAUUGAAAACUGAAGUUCAUCAUUGGAAUAAAAACUUCAAUAAUA